Molecule: messenger RNA, 1158 nt
Organism: Sugiyamaella lignohabitans
Lineage: Eukaryota; Fungi; Ascomycota; Dipodascomycetes; Dipodascales; Trichomonascaceae
Exons: 1
Coding region: 1-1158 (385 amino acids)
Biological process (GO): conjugation with cellular fusion
Cellular component (GO): membrane; mating projection tip
Source: RefSeq, a predicted model, not a curated record
AUGUUCAAUGGUUAUAGACCUGCAUUCUGGAGUCAGAGGAUAAAGCAUAGACAUUUAGUAAUCUUCUUUCUACUGCUAUCUGUUAUUCUCCUGAUUAUUUCCAUCCUUGGUUGUUCAUCUUCAUCAGCGGCAAAUCCAAGUCUAUAUCUUGUGGAAAUUCAAUAUGAUGCUUAUGGUCAGCUGUUCAUGAAAGCUGGUGAGAAUGGCAUUGUCAAUGCUGAUGCUUAUAAUGUUUUAAAUGCAUAUGAUGUCAAUUCCGAUCUUCAAGUUAGAAUUGGAUAUUUUGGAAUUUGCACCAAUUCCUCCUACUCUCUUCCUCUAGUAGUUCAGAAUCAACUGGGGAGUUUGGCUCCUAAACCCAGUAAUGCCACAAAUGCAGGAUGGGUCUGUUCGUCUAAUGCGACACAUCUGGCUAAUGAAUUCACUUGGCCCACUCAAGAUGCUUUAAAUCUUGUUUAUGUUGCCAAUGCCGUUAGAACUCACUCCAUGACUCCCUGGGUUCUUAUUAUUGCUAUAGUAUUAUCAGGAAUCAGCUGUUUCCUGCUCAUCUUGGUUCAUACCACCGGCUCACAAGCUUUCCCUCUUACUACAGGAACUACUACAGGAGCCUUUUUAUUUGCAGUUCUGGGAAUGACAUCUCAGCAAACUGCUAUAAACUCCAUCUCACAAAUGGCAUUCACCCUUUCACAAAAUUCUCUUAAAAUUACCACUGGCAAAUCCGCCGCCGGUCUUGGCUGGGCUGCCACUGCAUUUUUAUUUUUAUCCUCCAUUGCAUUAGUGUUAAUAUUCAUUAGCGAGAAGAAUAUUCGAGCUCGAGACUCUGAUCUUGAAAGUUCUUUUCCUCGCGAAGCACCUACCAAGGUUUCUCAUGAAGAGGAAGAAGAGGCUCAGGAAGUCAAGUCACUUAUCGAGGCCAUGGGCGACAAAGUUCUCGGAGCUCGCCAAAGAGCUGCUGCCGAACAGGCUGCCGAGGAGGCUGCCAUCGAAUACGACAUGGCCAGACGGGAAUCAGAGGCACAAAAGGCCACUCGAGACGCAGCCGCCCGUGAAGCUGCCAGUCGCCAGAGUGCCCACAAUGCCGCCAGACCCCCAUCUCCCAUGGCCGAAUCCAACCACUUCCGCAUGCCCGGCACCAUCUCCAUGCCCACCCCCUACUAG